Aspergillus novofumigatus IBT 16806 is the source of this 1278-nucleotide messenger RNA. RefSeq names its product cytochrome P450. Lineage: Eukaryota; Fungi; Ascomycota; Eurotiomycetes; Eurotiales; Aspergillaceae. The record is from RefSeq and is a predicted model, not a curated record. The transcript has 5 exons. The coding region runs from base 1 to 1278 and encodes 425 amino acids. Gene Ontology annotation, molecular function: iron ion binding; monooxygenase activity; oxidoreductase activity, acting on paired donors, with incorporation or reduction of molecular oxygen.
AUGGCUCCAAACUUAUUACAAAUCAUGCCAGAAAUGACCAUCGUAUCUACUGCAUAUCUGAAAAUAGGACUUAUUAGUAUCUUACCCUUUCGCAGUGGCCUGGUCAUAUGGAGGCUGCUUUUUCAUCCUUUGGCUGGAUUCCCAGGCCCCAAGCUCUAUGCAGCCUCUUAUCUCCCGUUCGUCAUUCAAAACCAGCUUAAGGGCAAAUUUGUCAAAGACAUCCUCAAGAUUCUUGAGAAAUAUGGACCGAUCGUUGUACCACAAUCUUACGGCUCCGGCGACAGAAUCGGGAUGCUUCCAAGCCGCCUCGAGGGCCAUCGAGGAAUAAAUCAAACGUAUGUCGACCUCCUUAUUACAAGACUGGGGGAAGCUUGCGAAGCUGAUCUUCCGGUCGACGUCACACGAUGGUUCAACUAUCUCAAUUUCGAUAUAAUUGGUGAACUAACGUUUGGUGAUCCUUUUUAUUCUCUAGUGAAGAGUUGUGAUUACCAUCCUUGGAUUGCUAAGCUCUUCAGUAAUCGUAGGGCCAUCGCCACAAUGCUUUUUUUCGAUAAUUACCCAAUCCUAAGGGCUCUGAUCCUUAUUUUUGUAGCCAAGCACAUUAGAAACAGAGCAGAGAGCGAGGAGCUGGCUCGAGUCAAGACGGCAAAAAUAUUGGCUCUUGGCACUGAUGCGCGCAGAGACUUUUCCACACAUAUUCUUCGCCACGAUAAAGAUGGCACAGGAAUGACCGAGGAAGAGAAGAUUCCAAAUGCAUGGGCCCUGCUUGUCGCCGGGAGUGAGACAAGUGCGAUGACAUUGUCCGGGUUGAUCUUCCAGUUGAGUCUCAAUAGAGAAAUAUAUGACAUCCUCACGAGAGAAAUUCGCGGAGCUUUCUCAGCCGAGGAGCAGAUCAACGUCAAGUUCACGGCCAGCCUUCAGUUUUUACGCGCCUGCCUGGAGGAAACCCUACGUAUCUACCCACCCCCGGGAGAAACUACACCGCGGUUAUCUCCAGGAGACUUCGUGCACGGACAUUGCGUCCCGAAAGGCAGUUACGUGUCUUUAUAUCAAUGGGCUACUCAUCAUUCUCCUCGGAACUUUAUCGACCCCGAUUCGUUCAAUCCACAACGCUUUCUCCCUGCAGCGCAUCCUCUAUUCGAGACGCGGUAUUCCAGCAUAAUAAAGCAGCAUUCAAGCCGUUUUCUGCUGGGCCUCAGAACUGCAUUAAAAAAGAACCUUGCCUACGCGGAACUUCACCUUGUUUUUGCUCGACUCCUUUGGAAAUUUGAUCGCUGA